AUGGAGCCGCACUGCGAAGAAAUCUCCCGAGUCAGCUACACCAACUUCGGGCUCUCUCUAUUCAUCCUUGUCGGCAUUCUGGUAUCCUACCUACCGCAACACAUUCGCAUUAUCCGUCUGCGCUCCUCCUUCGGGCUGUCCCCAUACUUCGUCCUGCUAGGCACCACCAGUGGUACCUGCGCCUUUGCGAAUAUCCUUGUCCUCCCAAGAUCACGAGCCGAUAUUGCCUGUUGUCGUGAGGUGGAUGAGUUUGCCUGUCUGGCCGGUUUACUCGGCAUCGCACAGGUGGGCGUACAGUGGGCCUGUUUCGGAGUUAUCCUCCUCCUAUUCCUGAUAUUCUUUCCUCGCAACCAACUCCCAUCUGCACCGCUUGACGAGGACAUCGCCGACAAUGUAAACCCUCCCGACUACUCUGCCACAUCAGAUAUCCCUCCGCCCUCCCCCGUGAAAGAGAAUGCACCUCUUGCCCCGUCCUACCGCACCGCUCUUGUCGUCGUCGCAAUCUGCGUCUUACAUGCCGCAAUCACUGCAAUCUUAUCGUUUUAUUUUAUAUACGCCGCCCCCCUCCAUGCGCAGUCAUGGGCCAAUUUUCUGGGCAUAUUGUCCACCGUCCUCGCGAGCAUCCAGUAUUUUCCACAAAUAUAUACCACGUACACCCUCAAGAGAGUGGGGAGCCUGAGCAUUCCGAUGAUGUGCAUUCAAACACCCGGCAGCUUCGUUUUCGCCGGAAGUCUUGCAUUAAGACUGGGACCGGAAGGAUGGUCGGCAUGGGGUGUUUACUUGGUGACCGGUUGUUUGCAAGGCACUUUGCUGGUCAUGGGAAUCUAUUUCGAGGUCGUCCGGAGGAGGAGAGAGAAGGAGGAAUUGAAGAGGCGAAUACACUACAACCCGAGUGUAGAGCCCGAAGAGACAACAGGACGGGAGGCAUCGGAAGAGACGCCAUUGCUUAGAUCAGGAUGA
This is a messenger RNA of Fonsecaea multimorphosa CBS 102226, 960 nucleotides long. RefSeq lists its product as uncharacterized. The transcript is spliced from 3 exons. NCBI's taxonomy places the organism in Eukaryota, Fungi, Ascomycota, Eurotiomycetes, Chaetothyriales, Herpotrichiellaceae. The record is from RefSeq and is a predicted model, not a curated record. The coding region runs from base 1 to 960 and encodes 319 amino acids.